CGCUCCAGGACCUGCCUCUUCGUCGUCUGCUCUGCUCGGCAUCGCCAUGUUCGCUCUCCGCCGCUCGCUCCCCAGGGUUGCUGCCCCCGCCUUCCGCCGCGCCUUCUCGGUCGCCCGCCCGGUCGCCCAAGCCGCCACCCCCGACAAGCACAAGGCUGCCGAUGCCACCACUCCUCCUGGAUUCUCUCGCGAGGGCGCCAUCUCCACCAACUACGAGGUCGCCACGGGUGCCCACCGCUACGAGUACCUGACGUACCUCAAGGGCGAGGAGCCCUGGGAAGACAUGCACCCCAUUUACCUCGAGAAGGCUGGAACCGUCAAGGAGCCCAUCGUCCUCCGUGGUGUCGAUCCCGUCCGCUACAUUGCCUGCACCGGUUUCCCCGCUGAGUCUCACGAGGCCGUCUGGCUUACCCUCAACCCUCAGCACAAGCACGACCGCUGCCCCCACUGCGGAAACGUCUUCAAGUACGAGCAAGAGCACGAUGACCAUCACCACUAAAGAGUGAACCCCCUCCCUUUUUUUCCAUUUUCUCUAGCUUAUUUCUGACAGAAGCGGGAUGCCCCGAAUAGUACAACUCAUUACCGUAUCCUAUAAGCUGGAUAGAGUCGCCGCGUUCAUCCUCCUCAUCGCUGUUGCUCGCUGACGCAAAAGCCAGCGGCUCCCCGGAGAGCGGCUGGCUUUCGUGGGGCCCGAUUUUGAACAAAGCUCGCCGAUCUCUGGCGGCAAUUGACAAGCA
This is a messenger RNA of Polychytrium aggregatum, 737 nucleotides long. RefSeq names its product cytochrome c oxidase subunit VB-domain-containing protein. Lineage: Eukaryota; Fungi; Chytridiomycota; Chytridiomycetes; Polychytriales. Gene Ontology annotation, biological process: mitochondrial electron transport, cytochrome c to oxygen. Gene Ontology annotation, cellular component: mitochondrial envelope. The transcript is spliced from 3 exons. Bases 47 to 499 code for a protein of 150 amino acids. The record is from RefSeq and is a predicted model, not a curated record.